This is a messenger RNA of Scaptodrosophila lebanonensis, 1381 nucleotides long. Its product is annotated as calreticulin. Gene Ontology annotation, biological process: protein folding. Gene Ontology annotation, cellular component: endoplasmic reticulum membrane; endoplasmic reticulum. Gene Ontology annotation, molecular function: calcium ion binding. The record is from RefSeq and is a predicted model, not a curated record. The coding region runs from base 68 to 1285 and encodes 405 amino acids. The transcript is spliced from 4 exons. NCBI's taxonomy places the organism in Eukaryota, Metazoa, Arthropoda, Insecta, Diptera, Drosophilidae.
UAAGCGGUGGAUGAAGUUAGACGGUUUUCUGAAGUCUGAAAAGCAAGAACAAACGGUGUAAAUCAUUAUGGCAUAUUUUCGAAUAGUUACUAUAGCCAUUCUGGCAAUAGUGCCCCUUAUAAAUUCAGAAAUAUAUGUAGAAGAAAAGUUUGAAAAUGCUAACUGGGAAGAAAAAUGGAUCUACAGUAAACAUCCUGGAAAAGAAUUUGGAAAAUUUGUUUUGACUGCUGGUACUUUUUACAACGACGCUGAAGCCGACAAAGGCAUACAAACAUCUCAGGAUGCACGCUUUUAUGCUGUGUCAAAAAAAUUUAAAGGAUUUUCCAAUGAGGGCAAGCCAUUGGUUUUACAGUUUUCUGUAAAACAUGAACAGAAUAUUGAUUGCGGAGGUGGCUAUGUCAAAGUUUUUGAUUGCUCUUUGGAUCAGACCGAUAUGCACGGUGAAUCUCCGUAUGAAAUUAUGUUUGGUCCAGACAUUUGCGGACCCGGUACAAAAAAGGUGCACGUUAUCUUUAGUUACAAGGGAAAAAAUCAUCUCAUCAAUAAGGACAUCAGAUGCAAGGAUGACGUGUAUACGCAUUUCUACACGCUUAUUGUAAAGCCUGAUAAUACUUACGAAGUAUUAAUAGACAACGAGAAGAUAGAAUCUGGAAAUUUGGAGGAUGACUGGGAUUUCUUGCCUCCCAAAAAAAUUAAGGAUCCAAGCGCUAAAAAACCCGAAGAUUGGGAUGACAAGGCUACCAUACCCGAUCCUGAUGACAAAAAACCAGAAGAUUGGGACAAGCCUGAGCACAUUCCAGAUCCCGAUGCUACUAAGCCUGAAGAUUGGGAUGACGAAAUGGAUGGUGAAUGGGAGCCUCCAAUGGUUGAUAACCCCGAGUAUAAAGGAGAAUGGCAACCCAAGCAAUUGGAUAAUCCAAACUACAAAGGCACUUGGGAGCAUCCAGAAAUUGAUAAUCCAGAUUAUGUUUCUGAUGAUAAAAUUUACCUACGAAAAGAAAUAUGCGUAUUAGGAUUUGAUCUGUGGCAAGUGAAAUCCGGAACGAUAUUCGACAAUGUUCUCAUAACGGAUGACAUUGAGCUAGCAUCUAAAACGGCGGCAGAAGUGAAAAACACACAAGCAGGCGAAAAAAAAAUGAAGGAGGCCCAAGAUGAGGCACAGAGGAAAAAGGAUGAAGAAGAAGCUAAAAAGAGUUCUGACAAAGAGGAGGAUGAUGAUGAGGAGGAAGAAGAUAAAGACGAACCUAGGCCGGAUUCAGAACAAAGUGAACAUGAUGAAUUGUAAUGUAAAGGACAUAUGUGAAGUAUUUUGUUUGUAUUUCAGCAAAUCCUAUUUAAUUUUUUGUCAAGACUUAAAAUAUAAUUUAUAUACACAAAAUUA